This is a messenger RNA of Erinaceus europaeus (western European hedgehog), 2062 nucleotides long. RefSeq names its product phospholipid phosphatase 5 (gene PLPP5). Bases 74 to 862 code for a protein of 262 amino acids. Gene Ontology annotation, biological process: phospholipid metabolic process. Gene Ontology annotation, molecular function: phosphatidate phosphatase activity. The record is from RefSeq and is a predicted model, not a curated record. Lineage: Eukaryota; Metazoa; Chordata; Mammalia; Eulipotyphla; Erinaceidae. The transcript has 7 exons.
UGGGGGGAAAAGGGGGCGGCCCUGAGUCCGGGGCUGCCACGUCAGUGCGGCCUCGGCCCGGGCGGAGCGGCGGAUGGGGACGGCGGCUGCCUUCGGGGCCGAGCUGGGCUUGCGGGUCGGUCUGCUCGCGGCCUUUCUGGUCACGGAGCUCCUCCCUCCCUUCCAGCGGGUCAUUCAGCCGGAGGAGAUGUGGCUUUACCGGAAUCCGUAUGUGGAGGCAGAGUAUUUCCCUACCAAGUCGAUGUUUGUCAUUGCAUUUGUCUCUCCACUGUCUCUGAUCCUUCUGGCUAAAUAUCUCAAGAAAGCAGACACAACAGACAGCAAGCAAGCCUUCCUGGCUGCCAGCCUUACCCUAACCCUGAAUGGUGUCUUUACCAACACGAUAAAAUUGAUAGUGGGGAGGCCACGACCAGAUUUCUUCUACCGCUGCUUCCCAGAUGGUCUAUUCCACUCUGACUUUGCGUGCACAGGAGAGAAGAAUGUGGUGAAUGAGGGUCGCAAGAGCUUUCCUAGUGGACAUUCUUCCUUUGCAUUUGCUGGUCUGGCCUUUGCUUCCUUCUACCUGGCAGGGAAGUUACACUGCUUCACGCCACGAGGCCGGGGGAAAUCUUGGAGGUUCUGUGCCUUCCUGUCGCCUCUACUUUUUGCAGCUGUAAUUGCACUGUCCCGCACCUGUGACUAUAAGCAUCACUGGCAAGAUGUACUGGUCGGGUCCAUGAUUGGCCUGACACUGGCCUAUGCCUGCUACAGGCAGUAUUACCCUCCGCUCACAGAUGCAGAAUGCCAUAAACCAUUUCAGGACAGACUUGUACUUCCAGUGACACAGAAGAAGUUUGGUGAUCCUUAUGCUUUUGAUAUUUAGAAACGGGAACUCUCAACAGAGAAUAGUUAAAUCAGCCAAUGGUGGACUAUGCUUAAAUGGGGGGGGGGGGGGUUCUGACUUUUGUGCUGCUUAAAAGAGGUUACAAGGGAAAACAUCUGCACUGCAUUUUGCCUCUAUAUGGUUAUCCAGUUUUGCUAUGUGGGUUUACUGUGAGGUCAAAGUUCCUGUCCAUAGCUCUCUGCCACAUAUUCUUGUAAAAAGAUAAUGCAAUCAAUAGUCUUAACAACAGCUGAAGAAUCUGAGCUAUCAGACUGGUGUACCAAGAUACCAUGCUGUACCUUGCAUUUGUGUCUUUUAAUGUAAAUGCCAUUUUUAAAAUGAUCUUGUCACAAAGAUGCCUUUACAUAAGCUCUGCUUUAUUCUAGUACCUAGAAUUAACUAUCAAAACUUUUAUAUUUAUUAACUUCCAUUUCCCAGAGCUCAAAACUGAAGGCAUGAUCAAUUAAAUCAUUUGGGUUGUAUAUCUUCUCCAGUGACAACAAUUCUUUCUGUCCAGCCUUACACAGGAAAGUGUCCAAUUCUGCCUCAUUUGUUAGUAUCUUGUCCAAGUUCAACCAGAUGUUGCUGCUUGUCCUGAAUACUGUGAAUGUAAAUGACUUGUUUAAUCAAGUAAAUACAAUGACAAGAAAAAAGAAAAAAAAAAGUCAGGAGUGUGGUUUCAGUCGUAACCAGCGGUGAGUAUUUCUAUCUCACCUGUACUUAACUAUGUUCAUGGGCUUCCUCUCCAUUCGUUGGUGAUUGGUGAUCUGCCCAAAUGCAUCAACAAUGUUAACCGGCUACAGUGGGCAAGAAGAAUUAGAUCAUCGUUAUCUCUGGAAGAAAUGAAUCCUUUUCUGUUCUUUCUUCUAAGGAAUAGUGACAAAGCAUCAGAAUCAGUGCCAUGUGACCCACAGCUACUUUACUUCUUAUCAGGACUAUACUUUAAAUACAGCCUCAUCAUGAUGUACAUCCUCCGGGACCUAUUUUCAUUGUCCUUUCCCUUCAGUAAAUGUGAAAUUCGAAUAAAAUGCCAAAUAUGCUUUUAUUUUAUACAAUGCCAUCUGAGAACUGGAAAGUCUCCAAACACUGAAUUCUCAUCUAAGUUGAGUAACAAGUGAUUCAUCUUGGAAUUGUAGCCCUCUUAAUCCUAUGGUUUUGUCAAUCAUUAUUAAAUCAAUCAGUAAAAAAUAAGUGAUUCAA